CAAAGCUGUAUGUUUCCUCUGCUCUGUCAGGAUUUCCUAUAAACUGCCCUACCAAUCUCUCAUUGUCUCCGAUCUUGAGAGAUCUCUCCUUCUUUCCGCCAUGGCUCACCUAAUAGAUCUCCAAAACAUUAAUCUCUCAGAUAAUACAGAGAAAAUCAUAGCAGAGUACAUAUGGAUUGGAGGAUCUGGUAUGGAUUUGAGGAGCAAAGCUAGGACUCUUCCAGGACCUGUGAGUGAUCCUGCCAAGCUUCCAAAAUGGAACUAUGAUGGAUCGAGUACAGGCCAAGCUCCUGGGGAUGAUAGUGAAGUGAUUUUGCAUCCUCAGGCCAUCUUUAAGGAUCCUUUUAGGAAAGGCAAUAAUAUUCUGGUUAUAUGUGACUGCUACACUCCGGCGGGAGAGCCUAUUCCAACCAACAAAAGAAACAGUGCUGCAAAAAUUUUUAAUCAUCCUGAUGUAAAGGCUGAAGAGCCAUGGUAUGGAAUUGAACAAGAAUAUACACUCCUUCAGAAAGAUGUUAAGUGGCCACUUGGUUGGCCUGUUGGUGGCUUCCCUGGUCCUCAGGGUCCCUACUAUUGCUCAGUGGGCGCCGAUAAAUCAUUCGGACGCGACAUUGUUGAUGCUCAUUAUAAGGCUUGUCUAUAUGCCGGCGUUAACAUUAGUGGCAUCAAUGGAGAGGUGAUGCCUGGUCAGUGGGAGUUUCAAGUUGGUCCAUGUGUUGGAAUUUCGGCUGGUGAUCAGUUGUGGGUUGCUCGAUAUUUACUUGAGAGAAUUACUGAGAUUGCCGGUGUGGUUCUUACCUUUGAUCCAAAGCCCAUUCAGGGAGACUGGAAUGGAGCUGGUGCUCAUACUAACUAUAGCACCAAGUCAAUGAGGAAUGAAGGAGGCUUCGACGUCAUAAAAAAAGCGAUCGAAAAACUCAGCCUUAAGCAUAAGGAACACAUUUCUGCCUAUGGCGAAGGCAAUGAACGCCGCCUCACAGGGAAGCACGAAACUGCUGAUAUCAACACUUUCUCAUGGGGCGUUGCGAAUCGUGGGGCUUCCGUUCGUGUUGGCCGUGAAACUGAGAAAGAAGGAAAAGGCUAUUUUGAGGAUAGGAGGCCGGCUUCAAAUAUGGAUCCCUACGUUGUUACAUCUAUGAUCGCAGAGACUACCAUACUGUGGAAGCAUAAUUAAGAGAGCAUACAUAUCUCCCAUUAUUUCAUCCAUCUAAUUCAUGUUUUGUGUUCUUUGCAUAUGAACCAAAUCAUUAUCAAUUUGAUUUGGUCUUCAUUAUUGCCUGCUUUAUCUUUCACCAUUUUCCUUCCUGGGAGAGUGGAUUUUUACUUUGCAGCAUUGGUUUUCAUUUGUCAUGCUUCGAAUACUGUUUUCUUAUGGUGGUGUAAUGAAUACUUUUACUGUGGCUAUAA
Messenger RNA from Phalaenopsis equestris, 1407 nucleotides. RefSeq names its product glutamine synthetase cytosolic isozyme 1-1. Gene Ontology annotation, molecular function: glutamine synthetase activity. The coding region runs from base 101 to 1174 and encodes 357 amino acids. NCBI's taxonomy places the organism in Eukaryota, Viridiplantae, Streptophyta, Magnoliopsida, Asparagales, Orchidaceae. The record is from RefSeq and is a predicted model, not a curated record. The transcript has 13 exons. Gene Ontology annotation, cellular component: cytoplasm.